Molecule: messenger RNA, 1521 nt
Organism: Haliaeetus leucocephalus (bald eagle)
Lineage: Eukaryota; Metazoa; Chordata; Aves; Accipitriformes; Accipitridae
Gene: SPMIP4
Product: chromosome unknown open reading frame, human C7orf31
Exons: 8
Cellular component (GO): centrosome
Source: RefSeq, a predicted model, not a curated record
AUGAUGCUGCUGCAUGCCCUGCCCCACUACUAUAGAGAAAUUGAGGGAACUGAAAUCCUGUCAAGAACCUUUGAGUCCAAUGAAGUACUAACUCCACUUCAAAUUCCUUCUUGUCCAACCAUCUCACAAGAUGGAUAUAAAGAGUUCACGGAAUCCCUUCAUUGCUGCAAGCUUCCCUGGGGAGCAGAAAGGAAGCAUGGAGGAAUUGCACUACCUGUACUGCCAGAAGACAACAGGGCAAAGGGUAAGUAUCCAUGUACAUUUGUUAAAGGACAUCAAACUUAUGGUAGUGGUGUAGACCCUUGGCGGCCAAGGAAAAUUUCUUUCUUUCUUUCCUUCUUCCUGACAACUCAAACCAACCCAAGACUACUGUGCCUGCCAUUUCCCACCUCUCAUCCCUACCACACACACAUCUCUACAUAUGCCAUGAUCCCAAACUUCAGAUCACAUGAGGAUUUCAACACUGCGAUUGAUGCAAGCAGUCAUCAGCCUUUCCAUCCCAAUAUCCCUACCAAGGCUUUUGAUGUGGUUGUUCUGAGAAAGACCAGAGGUAAUCCAUACAGGCAUGAAGUUGUCCGUAUUCCCUCUGACUCCCAGAAGAAGGCUGUACACUGGCCGGGACAGCACACAUACUUCCAAGGUUUUAAAGAGCUAGAAUAUAACCUCUCUCCAAGAACAACCAAUAUGCUACGAAACACUGAAAGAGUUCUGAGGAUCACAACAUAGAGUUUGGACUUCAGAGGAAGCGGUCCCACAAGUCCCUUUAUCCUGCGUAACUAUUACAUGAAAGCAGUUGGCAGAUUAACUGGAGAACUAGGAGAAGAUGUGGAACUAAAACAGAAUUUUCUGCCUAGUCUCUCACAAGUGAGACCUCUUGAAGGGUACACUGCAUGUUUACUUCCCCAUGAAUCAAAUCUGCAAGAACAGUACUCCUCCAAGCAGGCCACUCUGUCUCAGACAUGCUACCUGAAAGUUCAUUAUUUGGAUACAAGGCUGCCAAUAUACAAACUUCAGAAUAUCACUGACACAUUGCAAACAGAAGCAUUGUACAGGGGGCAGCUUUCAGGAAGGCCUGAACUUGAAUCCCUUCCAAAAUCUGCAUGUUCCCUUUCCUAUGGAGACUUCAAGCCCAGACAUUUGGAUCAACAUACAAUAUGGGAAAACCCAGUUAGUCUAAAUAAGCCAGGCUUACCACUGGAUGUAAAGAGUAAGGAAAGAAGAAUUUUGGUGCACAAGCUUUGGCAUCAAGAAGCAUGUCAGCCUUCAUGGAGACCAGAGGAUGGGCCAAGACAGACAGCACUGCCUGAAUGGAUACCUAGCUGUAAGGUUCCUCUCCCUAGCUGUAAGGUUCCUCAGAACCAGACAGCACUGCUGGAGCUGCAGCAUUCCUUCUGUAAGACAGCAGCACAAAAACAUUUUCAUGAUUCCAUAAGAGGAGAGACAAAAGACCUCCGAGGUAACAUUACUGAGGGGAAAAGACACAAAUUCUAUGGUUUCAAUGCUUUUCAUUUCUUUAAUUGA